AUGACAUUCAACCCUCGUCGAAAGAGCUCGGGCAACGGAGCCUUCCUCAUCUCCAACCGUCAGUCUCAAUCGACAACCAAGAUGGACCAAACACCUCCUCCACGACCACGCAACCAGGCCUUGUUCCGGCUACGCAAAUUUCGGACCAUCCUGCAACCAAUCCUUCUUGUCUUGACCUUCAGCACCUUGAUCCUAGCUGCCAUCUACGCCUACUGCGUCGCCAAGCCUUACACGGACAUCCCAGAUCGCCUGGCCGCCGACGUCCACGCCGAAGCCAAUUCCUCCCUAUUUGGCAAACGGGAGACAGCACCCUAUGCAUCCGACUCUUUAUCAAGCACAACAAGGUCGACAACCAACUCAUCAAUCUAUUCAGCCAAAAACCAACCCGAAACCGCCCUCCUGUUCUAUGCACUUACUGUGCCAUCUGUUUCUCUAAUCCACCUCGUCCUUGAGCUCACCAUGCACCACCAAACCCCGCAGAUCCUCUCCCUUCGCAAGACGUACAUUGCAUUGCUAGCCACUUCCUCCCUCCUUAUUUGUGGCUGGAUUGCCUCCCUGUCGUUCUGGAUGCACUGCGAACUGCCUAUCUUCAACCGAGACAUCUCUGGCCAGGCUGUGUGUCCCGUGCAAGUCAGAGGCCAUUUCAUGUACGGCAUCCACGAAGUAAGCAUUGCGAGGAUUGUCGUCGGCUGGAUUGUGGUAAUGAUGUAUAUGGGCCAUGUGGUGGUGAUGGUGAUGGGCUACAGAGUACAGAGGAGGAUCUGGAGGAUCAUUGGUCCCCAAACAGGAGACAACGACGUGGAAAUGACACAGGAAGAGGCACGGGUCGUUGUGGUCAAAUUCGGGGAUGACGUGAAAGGAGGUGAUGGAGGGUCGGGGAAGGAGACGACCGUGGUAUAA
Molecule: messenger RNA, 900 nt
Organism: Cladophialophora psammophila CBS 110553
Lineage: Eukaryota; Fungi; Ascomycota; Eurotiomycetes; Chaetothyriales; Herpotrichiellaceae
Exons: 1
Coding region: 1-900 (299 amino acids)
Source: RefSeq, a predicted model, not a curated record